Akanthomyces muscarius is the source of this 1944-nucleotide messenger RNA. RefSeq lists its product as uncharacterized. Bases 1 to 1944 code for a protein of 647 amino acids. Gene Ontology annotation, molecular function: protein binding. NCBI's taxonomy places the organism in Eukaryota, Fungi, Ascomycota, Sordariomycetes, Hypocreales, Cordycipitaceae. The record is from RefSeq and is a predicted model, not a curated record. The transcript has 3 exons.
AUGGAUAAGCUAAAGAAGUCCUACAACAAGCUCAAUUCGGCAUUUACGCGCAAUGAUAGGAACUGUGAGGACAAGCCUGGCAUUCUCAAGACGAAGCACGGCCAACACAUGCGCUCUCUUACGUCCGUCCAAUCUAUUCAAGCAAGUGCAAUCAAAUUGGGACCGCUACCAAGACUCGAAGCAGCGGAACAUGCUUCGAGCAAGAUGUCGCCCACCAAACACUCUCAGGAGCCAAGCAAAGCUAGUCAGGCGAACGAAGGCAGUGAGGCAAGCAGUACCCAGCAGUUGACCUCACUCGAACACAGGGUGUGGGACGAAGCCUGCGACCUUACCCUCAAUGAGCCCAACUUUUGGGUUGAGGCCUACGACGGCCUCAAAGCAGACUAUGAGCAUGGCAAGCUGGUCCUUGCUUACGAGGAGGUGCUUAAAGUCAGAUAUGCGCCCAACUUCAGUAAGCCGGGUCGUACAGACGAUAAUUGCGGGAUCAAUCUCGACAUCCGCAAGGCAAUUAUGAAACAGAUCGUGCGCAACACCAUGGAAAGUGUCGUUGAAUAUCGCCAGAAAAGCAACGGAACGGAAGAAAGCAUCGUGGAUUAUUGUGACCCGUUCCUCGAGUACUGGCCGAUCGGGUUCAACGAUAUAUCGACGGUUGUAUUGCCUCUAGCUGUAUUUAUAUCCGCACUGGAGUUACUAGUGAGAUCACCUAAGUUGAAAAACUCCAUUGCAUCUGGGAUCAAGGAGGUCAGUAAGAGAUUGAAGUGGUACCUGAGUCUCUCAAAUCGUAUCAUGUAUCGUUUGGGCCCGGUCGACCAGGAGAAAGACCGCAGUGACCCUGUUAUGGAGCUUAAGGAGCGUAUCCUGAGUCUAUAUAAGGCUGUGCUGAUGUACCAGAUGAAGUCGGUUUGCUUGAACUAUCACUUCGAAGGCUGGGAGUUUCUCGACGAUUCAAUCUCACUUAGUGAUUGGGAAGGCGAUUUUAGCGAUAUCAUCGAGGCUGAGAUCGAGGUCCUACAUGACAUAUUCUUCCGGGAGCUAGAGUACCAGGGAGCAUCUCGGCAGACACUCGAGGGUCAUAUUAGGUCGGUCAAUGCUACAGCUUUAUCGCGGGACGGCAAGAGGCUAGCAUCAGCCUCAGGUGACAAUACCAUCCGACUCUGGGAUGUAGCCAAAGGCACCGCUCAGCGGACGCUCAAGGGACAUACUGACUGGGUCACUGCUUUGGCAUUCUCGCGGAAUGGGAAGAAGCUAGCUUCAGCCUCCGGUGACAAUACCAUCCGGCUCUGGGACGCAGCCAACGACACCGCUCCACGGACGCUCAAGGGUCACACUGACUGGGUCACUGCUAUAGCUUUCUCGCGCCAUAGCGAGAAGCUAGCUUCAGCUUCAGUAGACAACACAGUCCGGUUCUGGGACGCUGUCACAGGCACUGCUCAGCAGACCCUAGGAGGCCAUACUGGCUGGGUCACCGCUAUAGCUUUCUCACCUAAUGGCAAGACGCUAGCAUCCGCUUCCGGUGACAAGACCAUCCGACUCUGGAACGCUGUCACAGGCACCGCUCAGCAGACCCUAAAAGGCCAUACUGGCUGGGUCACCGCUGUAGUAUUCUCGCCGAACAGCAAGAUACUAGCAUCAGCUUCGGUCGAUAAGACCGUGCGACUCUGGAACGCAGUCCGGGGCACGGCUCACCAUACACCCAUGCGCCAUUUUGAUCAGGUUACAUCUAUAGCCUUCUCACAUAACAGCAAGACGCUAGCAUCAGCCUCAGUUGACAACACCGUCCGGCUCUGGGAUGCAGUCAAAGGCACUAUAAAGCGAAGACUUGAGGGCCAUACUAAGCGAGUCACUUCUAUAGUUUUCUCGCGUAAUAGUAAGACGCUAGCAUCAGCUUCAUUUGACAACACCAUCCAGCUAUGGAAUUCUUCUCGCGGGAUGACAAGACACUAG